AUGAGUGAGGGUCAGAAAUUCCAGCUUGGGACUGUUGGGGCUUUGAGUUUAUCAGUGGUUUCGUCGGUGUCGAUUGUGAUUUGCAAUAAGGCUCUUAUUAGCACACUUGGCUUCACAUUUGCCACAACAUUGACAAGCUGGCAUCUUCUGGUCACCUUUUGUUCUCUUCACGUGGCAUUAUGCAUGAAAUUGUUUGAACACAAGCCUUUUGACGCAAGAGCAGUAAUGGGAUUUGGCAUACUAAAUGGGAUAUCCAUUGGACUUUUGAAUCUUAGCUUGGGUUUCAAUUCUGUUGGUUUUUAUCAGAUGACAAAAUUGGCGAUCAUCCCAUGUACUGUUCUUUUGGAGACACUUUUCUUCCGGAAGCAAUUCAGUCGAAAUAUCCAGCUUUCACUGACCGUUCUUCUUAUGGGUGUUGGAAUUGCAACUGUGACUGAUCUUCAGCUCAAUGUCCUGGGAUCUGUCUUGUCUCUGCUCGCAGUUCUUACGACCUGUGUUGCUCAGAUUAUGACCAAUACCAUCCAGAAGAAAUUCAAAGUCUCUUCAACACAACUUCUGUAUCAGUCUUGCCCCUAUCAGGCAUUAACUCUGUUCAUAAUUGGCCCAUUCCUGGACGGGCUUCUUACUAACAAAAACGUUUUUGCUUUCAAAUACACCCCUCAAGUGCUGUUCUUCAUUGUUCUAUCCUGCCUGAUCUCUGUGUCCGUGAACUUCAGUACUUUUCUGGUGAUUGGAAAGACUUCUCCAGUCACCUAUCAAGUCUUAGGACAUCUGAAAACAUGCCUAGUUUUGGCAUUUGGUUAUGUUCUACUUCGUGAUCCUUUUAGCUGGCGCAACAUUUUGGGAAUCCUUAUUGCUGUGGUUGGAAUGGUACUGUAUUCUUAUUGUUGCACUCUUGAGAACCAGCAGAAGCAAAAUGAAGCACCAGCAAAAUUGCCCGAGGUCAAGGAAAGUGAAACUGAUCCUUUGCUCAACGUGGAAAAUGGAACCGGGAUAUUAGCUGAUGGUGGCGCACCAAAGGUUCCGGUUUGGAACUCAAACAAGGACUUGGAUGCAUAA
Molecule: messenger RNA, 1059 nt
Organism: Dovyalis caffra
Lineage: Eukaryota; Viridiplantae; Streptophyta; Magnoliopsida; Malpighiales; Salicaceae
Source: the annotation of a GenBank genome assembly